AUGGGCAUUCAUGAUCACAGGCUGACAACAGACGCUGUGGAAAAAAGUUCAGGGUAUUUUAAGGUAAGAGGGAGUACUAGUUAAGGUAAUAGCCUAUAAAGGUUUGUUUUUGCCCGGGCCUUAAAAGACUUUGUCAAUAACUUUUUCUGCAUAAAAAAGCAAAAAGUAGUAAAAUCAUUCAAUCAUGGCAUCUGAAUAGCACUUUGAUGUAUUGCUUUAUUCAUACUUGAAACUAGGUUUAUCGAUAACUUACACUGGGGAAUAGUACAAACGACCUUUAUGAUGUACCACUUACUAUAUAGUCUUAUAAUAAAUUAAGUAACAUUACGUAACUUGAACUUUGCCGGUUAAAUUUCCAGCUGGAAGAAAAAGAAACUGUCAAAAAAAUGAAGUAUAGAAGUGUAAAUUGCGUGCUUGACGUAGCACACCGAUCUGGACUGGUUUACCUUUUUCUUGGAUGUUAAAUGAACCUAUCCUAGACCUAAAUUCCACCAAAAAAUUUCAAACGGUCAUAAAAUCGUGGACCGUAAAAUGGAAAUUCAUUCUCUCGGUCCUUUGUCGAUGAUACAAGGGAACAAGUAAUCCAUGACGUACCUGAUCUACUGUCUAAAUACCAGGAGGGGGGUGGGGGGGGGGUACUCCCCAUAAUUGCCUAUAAGUAGGGGCUUCACCAGAAAGCUAAGCGGUACCUUUUUCAUUCUUCAGGUAUAUCAAAGGGUAGGGAUUUUAAUGGUUGAGGUAUAUGAAAGGUAGGCAAAUCUGUCCUUUCGGUCUGUAAUUAAUUAUAAAAUGACCAAAAACUGCCACAGAAGGAUUUUAUGGCUCUGAAAAAGUCGAGAAAACGUCCUUGUUUUGUGAUUUAUUCAUAUUUUAAAGACAGUGCAUUUGUGCUGUUAAAAGAGAUGGAAAAUGUAAACUAGGCAUGUGAAAAGGGUAUCACCUAUGAAUAGAAGGUAUGUAAAAGUGUCACAUUUUCUAUCAAAAAAGUUAUAUAGGAGGGAGAGGAGUUGUACCUCGGGGCGCCGCCUCCCCUUAUAAGACAUUUUUAAAAUACCCCCGCCCCCCUGGGUCUAAAUACCGCGUCUCUAAUAGCCUACUUUGGUAUACUUAAAGAUAAGAGGACUUAUAAAGGUAAUCUAAGGUGGACCAUGUGUGCGACAGGUGACAAUUUCCAAUCCCGCUGUUUCAAAGGACGCAAUCAUCCAGUAUUUACAUAUUAAUUUGUGCUGAUCGAUACAAACAGCCAAGUCUGUAACUAAGGUUCGAAUAAAAUUCCCCUUAUCUGUUUAAAGCAUAGGGGAGCCGGAUUAUUACCACCCAAUCAGAAGAAUCGAAGCAGUAUAGAACAGAGAUUUAAAGGCUACCUUGUUUAAGUAAAUAAAUGGAUUAUUGAGUGCUUACUAAAUCCCAUUGCUUGUUCUCUGACCCGUGGAAUUUGACCUGUAUUAGAUGUGGAGCGAAAAUAGGGUGCAAAUGUAUGUAGCUUAGUAGCCACACACCCCUUCGGCCAAUUUAAGUUUUGUUUAAAAUAGUUUGGGUCAAUCAUAUUGCUAGAAAUCAGCAAAACUGUUAACGUGGAACUGCCUGAGCGAGAAUCCAGAAAAAAAUACACAUGGAACGUCAUGGUUUCUGCAUCGAGAAAAAAAAAGUUUUUUAUUUGUAUUCCUUGCUGUAUCCUUUAUCAUAGACGACUUUAAUCCAUUAUAGCUUAAUUCGUCCCUGCCAAUUUUUCGGUUUGUAAAAUCAAAACCCAAAAUAUUGUGUUAGUUUCCUUUAUGUUAAGAGUCUAACGCCUAUUCUUUUUUUUUUUCCUUAGGUACCAUACAGGAAUAGUUACAAGCUGGAAGACUGUGAUAACCGAAGAAAAUGGGUUGAACAGGUCACCAGAAAAUCUUUAUCAAAUGUUGGUCAGUGGCUGGAUCCACAGGGUACCCAUGGGAGUCAUUCCACUGAACGUUUGGCGGGAAAUAUAGAAAACCUCAUUGGAUUAGCUAAAAUUCCUUUGGGUGUUAUUGGCCCGCUUCUCAUUAAGGGUGAUCGUGUAAAUAAACAUAUUCUAUGCCCUUUUACAACUACAGAAGGUACACUUGUUGCAUCUUCCACCAGAGGAGCUACAGCAAUGACCAGGUAAUUUUAACCGUAUAAUUAUAAAGCAAAGCUCUCGCUCAGCAGAACAGCAGGGUAAGAAAUAAAAAUUGGUUAUCAACAUGAUUGCAUGCAAUAAAUUUUGGUUCUGACAAAAUCGUCCGUUUGUACGUUCGCCCCUCAUGUUAGCGGAUGUGAAAUGUCUUGUAGGGCGGCCAUUUUCUUCAGCUCAAAUUUGCAAAAAAUUGAAAUGAUUACAAUUUUGACAAAAAGUGAUCAAAUAUCUAUUAAAUAAAUUUACUUUUCAGGGGGGUAGGAGUUUCCUCCUGAAAGUUGAAAGUUUACACCUAUUUCUAUCGCGACCUAGUGCAAUGAUCUACAAUGUCGAUUAUUUUUGAAUAAUUAUGUACCAGUUGAGUGUUGGUAUUGGACACAGUUUGAGCAUGUUAUGGGAACUUUGAGUAAAACGGGUGUAUAAUUCCGUUAUUCUAGGUGCGGAGGAGUCAGUGCACGAGUGAUUCAGCAACGAAUCAUGAGAACACCGCAUUUUGUUAAGGACUCCAUCCAUCAGGCACAGACGUUGUCAUCCUGGUUAAUUUCCCACUUUGAAGAACUUAAGUUAAGAGCCAGUGAAGUUAGCCAACAUUGCAAACUUCAAGCGCUGGAACCUUGGUUUGUUGGUCCGUUUCUUCUCUCUUUUUUUUUGUUUGAUACUAGACUCUUAACCGCUCAAAAAAUUGAGAAAAGCUAUAACCUCAAUGAAUGUACAAGUUAAAGAAAGUAAAAAUGCUUGAUAAACUCCUUUAUUUGCCUGUGAUCCCUUCUUCCCUCCCUUUUUCCUCUUAUUACUUUCUAGGUCGCAAUCUGCUGAUGGAAUUCGUUUACGAUUCUGCUGAUGCCACUGGACAAAAUGGUGUAACUGUAACCACCUGGCACGCAUGUCAGUGGGCUCUGAAACAGAUCGCCAAGGAGCAACCGGAUAUCAACAAAAGGGAGUUUUACAUUGAAUCUAAGUGUAGUGGCGAUAAAGGUGCACUAGCAAAGAAUUACAUUAAAGGUCGUGGAAUUGAAGUUCAAGCCGAAGCUUAUAUUACAGUAUCUGUCCUGCAAAAUGUCUUAAAGGUACCUUGCACAAUGUAACAUCCUUGCUUUAUUGUAAGUUUCCUUUUUUUGCAAUCCCUGAUCGAGGACACGAUCAGUUGUUACAGUUUUCUUUUUCUUUUUGUCGUAGUUUAUGUAUUUGAUAAAUAUUCUUCAAACUAGCAUUCGAAAUCCCUCGAAUCCUUUUUUACCCGUUCUUGACAUAAAUAUUAGUCAGCAAUUCGGGUAUUGGCUUCACAAAGUUUUCUAAUCUUCCAACCUCAUUUUCGAGCUCUGUAAUGUCAAAACAGCUGAGCCGUGGUGUUAGCAUGACGUCAUAUGUGUCAUUCUCCCUAGUUUCCUGUAAUACGAUUCACUGCAAAAUUGGCUGACCAUAAAAAAUUAGGACUUUCACAAGUACACUUUCUCAUCAAUGUUUUGAAACAAUCUAAAAUUUGGAACUUCAUGUGCAUUCAAAGAUAGUGUUCCCUGAGGAGGCACUCUUCUAUAUUUAAUAAGAACUGCUUCGACCAUGUCUAAAUGUAAGUAAGAACAUUAUCGCCAUGUUUAGCUUCUGGCUUUGUGAUCAGACCACUAAUGUUAACAUGCAAUAUACUUUCCUUUCAUUUGCUUGCCCUUCUUUGAAACUAGCUUUGUAUGAAAAAAAGUUGAACUGGUAGGGGUGGAGAAAAUGUUAUGCAAGUUUGUAGGCACAGAUCAGUAAAUAUGUUUGUGUUAUGCAACAUUUCAGCUAUUUAUUUUUUCCUUUGCAUAAAAGGUGGAUUCCUUUACCUUGAACAGGUGUUUUCACGCUCUCCAGAUAGGUGCGCGCGCAGAGAGCUGGGUAGUACUGUGCUAA
Messenger RNA from Porites evermanni, 4024 nucleotides. NCBI's taxonomy places the organism in Eukaryota, Metazoa, Cnidaria, Anthozoa, Scleractinia, Poritidae. The record is from the annotation of a GenBank genome assembly.